GAAGGGAAACGCUUUCUCCCGUGACUUAGGGUAGAAAGACAACAUCUGUCAAACACACGCGCGCACACACACACACACGGGACUCAUCACCUGUCAAUCAAACACCUCUUAACCUGAUUGUGCUGCUGUCUGAGGAUGAUGAAGAUGUUGAUGAUGAUGCGGCCCUGACUGACACACACACACACACACACACACACACACACACUUGGGAUCAUGGGCUCGUCUCUCAGUGAACCCUGCAUCUAUGAUAAGCUGUCUGAGAGCAUCGAGAUCCUCCGGCAGUCCGGCUAUCGCUACGGGAUGACCGAGAGAGAGAUCGAGAAGUUCAUCAAGCAGGUUCUGGAGACGAACGAGCCCCGCCGAGACCCGCCGCAGUUCCCGGUGCUGAGGGCCGCCGUGAAGUUUGCAGUGGCGGUGGGAGUCCUGCUGGUGGCAGUGCUGGUGUUCUCGUCUCCUCUGGGAUCUCUCGGCGCCGCGGGACACAACAGCUCGUCUCCGCUCAGUCAUGUGCGUCUGCUGGCGCUGCCCAUCGCACAGAAGUACAACCUGCACGGGUUUCACCAGCGCUGGGCGUCCGGCGCUCUACACACGGCUCCGGUGAACUGCUCCGCCUGCGCAGACGUGACCGACGUGAUGGAACUCACUGACGCACUGAGAGCGUCUGCAGGGAAGAUCAGACUCACACAGCCACUGCUGCUCAAGGGUGGAGCGUCUCUGUCUCGGCGUGUGUCUCAGCUGGAUCAGUUCUCCUCGUCUGACUCUCUCUCUCCGUCUCCUGCCAACUUCACUCUGCUCUGGAGUUUCUCGUCCAGUCCCAGAGAGACGGUUCUCGGCUGGCUGUUCCCUGACGCGGAGCUCUGCCCCCUGCUGGAGAACACGGGCACCACACUGCAGCGCUGCCAGCUGAGUGACAUCACCAGCCCUCGUCACGCGAGAGUGCAGGUGUUGGGUUGGCUCGUGGUGGCUGACGGUUCUCCGGCGGUUCAUGUUCUUCCCGUCCAGCGAUGCCAAAACCACUGCCGCUCCUUCAGCCUCUGGCUGGAGCCGGGAGACAUGGUGUUCGCCGACCCGCGCCACUGGCUGAUGGAGCUUCUCCCGCACGGAUCUCAGGACGUGAUGUGUGACGGCCCGGUGCUCUGAGACCGGCCCCCUGUGCCAAUGCUGUGGACUCAAUCCCGUCUCACGAGCUUCAGACGUCCCGCAGAAAACCUUCGCUCGCGGCGCCCAGCGCUGAGGAGAACGCCGGCUUCAGCGGUGGCACCGUUCAGAGACCAGAUGCUGAAUCCAGACGCCGCGUCGCCCUCGGAUUGUGUUCAGGAAAUGACAUCAUUACUUCUCUUCCUCCGUUGGUCUUUUCGUUGAGCUCCGGUGAUGACCGACCGCCGUAUGUCUCGAUGAAACUCAGGAACAUGUUCUCGGACAUAAUUCAUGCCGGAGUUUAAAAAAUAAGUUUCGUUUUGUUCAAAGAAAAUCACGCGUGUUUUAGGACUUGCUGAUUAUUUGUGACAUUAUUUUCAUGACAAAUAAGCACUUUUUAUCAACUCGCAUUACUGAGAUGCAAACCUCAA
Messenger RNA from Rhinichthys klamathensis goyatoka, 1568 nucleotides. RefSeq names its product chromosome unknown C6orf89 homolog (gene cunh6orf89). NCBI's taxonomy places the organism in Eukaryota, Metazoa, Chordata, Actinopteri, Cypriniformes, Leuciscidae. The record is from RefSeq and is a predicted model, not a curated record. The transcript has 7 exons. Bases 214 to 1140 code for a protein of 308 amino acids. Gene Ontology annotation, cellular component: nucleolus; Golgi membrane.